Molecule: messenger RNA, 11840 nt
Organism: Rattus norvegicus (Norway rat)
Lineage: Eukaryota; Metazoa; Chordata; Mammalia; Rodentia; Muridae
Gene: Arid4a
Product: AT-rich interaction domain 4A
Biological process (GO): establishment of Sertoli cell barrier; regulation of DNA-templated transcription; DNA-templated transcription
Cellular component (GO): nucleus
Molecular function (GO): DNA binding; double-stranded DNA binding
Source: RefSeq, a predicted model, not a curated record
CCCCCGGGUGAAGGAGCGCUUCUCCUUCCUGACAUGGUGCAGAGCGGAGGCAGGAGAGCAAUGGCGCCGUGACACUCCGUUGCCGCCGCCGCGGGCCGGGCCGGGGCGGGCCAAGGGGGCCGAGCGGCGGAGGCGGGGCGCGCGCUAGAGUCGGGGCCCGGCGGGGCGCGGACCCGGGAGGCCGGGGCUCAGGGGCUGCGAGUGGCUGAUGAGCGCCCGGGAAAAGAACUCGAGGAAGCUGGAACCCCACAGGUCACCAGUCAAGAUGAAGGCGGCAGAUGAGCCUGCCUACCUGACAGUGGGAACGGACGUCAGUGCCAAGUACCGAGGGGCCUUCUGUGAGGCAAAGAUCAAGACGGUGAAAAGGCUGGUCAAAGUCAAGGUACUUCUGAAGCAGGAUAACACAACACAGUUGGUGCAAGAUGACCAAGUAAAGGGCCCUUUAAGAGUUGGCGCUAUUGUGGAAACAAGGACAUCUGAUGGCUCUAUCCAGGAAGCUAUCAUCAGCAAGUUGACAGAUGCUAGUUGGUAUACUGUGGUGUUUGAUGACGGUGAUGAGAGAACUCUGAGGCGGACCUCACUUUGCCUGAAAGGGGAGAGACAUUUUGCCGAGAGCGAGACGCUCGAUCAGCUUCCUUUAACAAACCCAGAGCAUUUUGGAACGCCAGUCAUUGCAAAGAAGACAAACAGAGGGAGGAGGUCCUCACUGCCCAUCACUGAAGAUGAAAAGGAAGAAGAAAGCAGUGGCGAGGAAGAGGAAGACAAGAGGCGUCUCAAUGAUGAGUUUCUAGGAAGAGUUGUAAAUGUGUCACCCACAGCACAGAGCACCGAAUGCUAUCCUGCUUUGGUUGUGUCUCCCAGCUGCAAUGAUGACGUCACAGUGAAAAAGGAUCAGUGUUUAGUUCGAUCAUUUAUUGAUUCUAAAUUUUACUCUGUAGCAAGAAAGGACAUUAAGGAACUAGACCUUCUCAGUCUUCCAGAAUCUGAGCUCUGCACCAAGCCAGGGCUGCGAAGGGCGAGUGUCUUCCUAAAAGCUCGAAUUGUUCCUGAUAAUUGGAAAAUGGACAUCAGUGAAAUCCUUGAGUCUUCCAGCAGUGAUGACGAAGAGUGCCCAGCCGAGGAGCAUGAAGAGGAGAAGGAAAAAGAGGCCAAAAAGGAGGAAGAAGAGCUGCCUGAGGAAGAACUUGAUCCUGAAGAGAGGGACAACUUCCUCCAACAGCUUUAUAAGUUUAUGGAAGACAGAGGUACUCCAAUCAACAAAGCACCUGUGUUGGGCUAUAAAGAUCUCAAUCUCUUCAAACUCUUCAGACUGGUCUAUCAUCAGGGGGGAUGUGACAGUAUUGACAGCGGUGCUGUAUGGAAGCAAAUUUAUAUGGACCUUGGCAUUCCAAUUUUGAAUUCAGCUGCUUCCUACAAUGUAAAAACUGCUUAUAGAAAAUAUCUCUAUGGUUUUGAGGAGUACUGCCGUUCCGCAAAUAUUCAGUUUAGAACUAUUCACCACCAUGAACCAAAAGUAAAAGAGGAAAAAAAAGACUUUGAAGAAUCAAUGGACGAGGCUCUAAAAGUAGCCCAGGAAAUGCCUUUAAUGGAUGUGAAGAGUGAACCCGAGGAGAACAUUGACUCAAACAGUGAAAGCGACAGAGAAGACACAGAACUAAAGUCGCCAAGAGGGAGAAGGAAAAUUGUUCGAGAGGCAAAUUGUAUUAAAAAAGAACUAGAAGAAGAGAAAAUUGAAGACAAAUUGAUCGGAGAUGAUAUAGACAACAAGGAUGCUGAUGACGACGACUAUGACAUAGCGGAGAAGAAGGAAACUGAGCUGCUUCUCGGGAGGAAAACCACACCAAAGCACAAAGAGAAGAAGAUCAAACAGCAGGAGGAUUCCGAGAGAGACUCGGAGGAGGAGGAAGAGAAAAGCCAAGAGAGGGAAGAAACUGAAAGCAGGUGUGACUCGGAAGGGGAGGACGACGAGGAUGACACGGAGCCCUGCCUGACAGGAACCAAAGUGAAGGUCAAGUAUGGACGAGGAAAAACUCAGAAAAUUUAUGAAGCCAGCAUCAAAAGCACCGAGAUGGAUGACGGGGAGGUUUUGUACCUGGUGCAUUAUUAUGGUUGGAAUGUCAGAUAUGAUGAAUGGGUAAAAGCUGACAGGAUAAUCUGGCCGUUGGACAAAGGUGGACCAAAGAAAAAACAAAAGAAGAAAGUUAAGAAUAAAGAAGAUAGCGAAAAGGACGAAAAGAGGGAUGAAGAGAGGCAGAAGUCCAAACGGGGAAGACCGCCUUUAAAAUCUACUUUUUCGUCAAACAUGCCAUACAGUUUAUCUAAGACAUCAAACAGUGAAGGAAAAUCAGACUCGUGCUCAUCUGAUAGUGAGGCAGAAGACCAGCUGGAGAAGAGCUCAGUAAGUGAGGAACUUUCUCCUGAUAUUAAAGAAGAAUUAGAAAAGAGUGAAAAUGUCCAUGAUGAUAAACUAGCCGAAGAAAACCCAAAGACUGUACAUAUAUCAAACGAAAACGACAGGACUCAGGCACAGCCCUCAGAACCCCUGACAGUGGAGGCGGGAGACAGCGAUCAAAUCGUGCACAUUUUUGGAGACAAAGUGGAACAAGCAGAAGAACUUAAGAAGCAGGUGGAGAAGUCUCCUAAAGCAAAGGGAAGGCGCAACAAGACAAAAGACCUUUCUUUAGAACUUAUCAAGAUUUCCCCUUUCAGCCAGGAGGAAGCAGGCAGCGAAGCUCGUGGGGACACUCAUAGCCUGGAGUUUUCUUCACUCGAAUGUAAAAACUUUUCUUCUACUGAAGAUGAUGUCGACCAAUAUGAGAAAGAAAAAAAGUUAAAACGGAAAAUCCUGGGACAACACUCCCCAGAGAAGAAACUAAGACUUGAGAACGGCGUGGAAAUGACAACUGGCUUGUCCCAAGAAAGGUCUGACGACAGCGCCGUAGCCGAGGGCGUGAAAGGCGUGCACGUGGAGCAGCGCUUUGAAGCAGAAGGUGAAGGGAUGCCAUCGCUGAUCGCGGAGCCAGACCAGGGCAUCCAAGAGCCGACUGGUGUGAAGCCAGACAGUCCAGCUGAGGAGCCUGCGCACACGCCGCUCAAAGAGGAGGAGGACGUGAUGCCUCUGAUUGGGCCUGAAACCUUGGUUUGCCACGAGGUAGACUUGGAUGACUUGGAUGAGAAGGAAAAGCCCAGUAUUGAGGACGUGGUAAUAGAAGGCUCUGAGUCUAACUCUCUGGGCUCCGUCCCGCCUGCCCUACCUCCCGUAGCACAGCAGAACUUCUCCGUAGCUUCCCCGCUGACUCUCAGCCAAGACGAGUCCAGAAGUAUAAAGAGCGAGAGUGACAUUACGAUUGAAGUUGAUAGCAUUGCUGAAGAAUCGCAGGAAGGCCUGUGUGAGAGGGAAUCAGCAAACGGAUUUGAAGCCAGCGUCACCUCUGGCGCCUGUGGCAUGAUCGUCCACGAGAGAGAGAGCAGAGAGAAGGGUCAGAAAAGGCCAAGCGAUGCAAACAGUGGGCUAAUGGCAAAAAAGCAAAAGCGAACCCCAAAGCGGACGAGUGCUGCAGCCAAGAGUGAGAAGAACGGAGCAGGACAGAGCAGUGACAGCGAGGACCUUCCUGCCAUGGACAGUUCCAGUAACUGCACACCAGUGAAGCGCCUUAGCCUGCCCAAGCCACAGAAGCUGCCACGCUCUCCCGCAAGAAUCUCACCUCAUAUCAAAGAUGGAGAGAAAGAGAAGCACCGAGAAAAGCAUCCAAAUUCAUCCCCUAGAACAUACAAGUGGAGCUUCCAACUCAAUGAAUUAGAUAAUAUGAACAGUACAGAGAGAAUCUCUUUUCUCCAAGAAAAACUACAGGAAAUCAGAAAAUACUACAUGUCUUUGAAGUCUGAAGUUGCAACCAUCGACAGAAGGAGGAAAAGAUUAAAAAAGAAAGACCGAGAAGUGUCUCAUGCAGGCGCUUCUAUGUCAUCGGCUUCAUCCGACACUGGAAUGAGUCCCUCGUCCUCGUCUCCCCCCCAAAAUGUACUUGCUGUAGAGUGCAGGUGAUGAACAGUUCCCAUCCUCCCAGCAGUCUGUUGCCAUAGACGUCAGUCCCCAAACCCUGAACUCCAACCACAGAGAGCACUCAGCUGGCUAAGUAUCCCCUUCCUGUACAGUGUCCAGGACUGGAUCUAUAUCCUCCUUCCUUCUUUUCAUUGUUGCAAAACAUAAGCUUAUUAAUAAUUGAAGGUUAGGCAGCCUGCCACAAUGGUCAUAAUUUUUCCUCUGUAUUUUUUUUUCCUUAAUUUUUUUUUUGUGUGAUAGAGAAAAAAGGGCACUUAGCAAAAUUGAAUUUGUAUAAUAAAGCUUUCAAGUGUUCUAGGAAUCAUAGACAAGCAAGUGCACAUGGUAAACAUGAGAACAUUAUCUGGCUGAGUAGUUACUGCUGCACUUUCCCUGAGCUGCAUUGAACACUUGCUGAGUAGGGAGUUUAUUCUGUGUUGUUCUUUUAUUAUUAUAAUUAUUAUAAUAAUUAUUAUUAAUGUUGAUUUUUUUUAUUUCAAUUUUUGUGGAAGCACUUGCUAUGUAGAACUGCCAGAGUAUAUGUUCAGCAGUGUGCCCAGGUUUAAAAGAGUAAUUGGGACAAAAUAAAUUGUGAAAGGAAGUGUAGUUGACUGAAAACUGCAGUUGUAAUAAGUCUUCCACUUUUUAUAGGACUUUUGAGCACACAAUUAUGCAAAUAUUUUAAUGUUUAUUAAUGUUUACAGUGGAAUUGUGAAUAAGUUUUCAGUGGACUAUCUUAUCCCUUGACAAAAAUAUUUUGUCUUUUUUCUAUGUAAUUUCAGAGUUUUUAUUUUGUUACAAAAAAUACAAAAAUGAAAUAUAUAACAACAAUGAAGUUAUUUAACAAGAUUUCUAAAGCUGAAAAUUUUGUGUAAAAUAAGGUAUUAUCUUGCAACUUGUUAAAUAUAUUUAUUCAGACAUUGGAUGGUUGUAUUUUUAUGUAUUUUUUAAAAUAUUAAUAAAAUUGAAAAAAAGAACAUUCUAGGUUAAUUCACUCUUUGGAUGGCAAUUGUUGUCAGCUGUCCCUUUUGCAGGGGCUGCGUGUGCAGCCGGGGUGCUGGAGGGGUUCUGUCUCUGCCUUCCCAACAGAGCAGCUGAAAGUGGGCAUCUGGGUCACUCAAGUCUGUCCUGGUUUAGAGACGUUGGCAGUCCUCCUAUUUAAACCGUUUAGAGGAUCACAUUUUUGGUUGCCCUAAAGACGCUUUGUCACAGUUUUUAUGUUCGCUGUACUGCCGAAUAAAUUUAUAUCUCCCAAAGUCGAGAUGCAACAGUUACGUAAAGCCGCUAUGUAUGCCUUGUCUGUGAAUUGUUCCACAGACUGAUACAUUUGUAAAUAAUUCUUCCAAAAUCAUGUAUUUAAAGCAGUUUUGCAUAUACAUUAUGUAAAAAAGGUGAUUUUUUUAAACAAUUUUUAAACUCAUGUUUGUACAUUAAAGGGGUUGUUUUAAAGCCUCCUUUUCUGUGUUUAUAUGCUGUGAUGUGGUAGCCCGAAGGCUGCAGACCCUGAGGGCGGACAGAGGCACAGCACAUGCUACAGCAGAGGAUUACCGAUAUCAUGUUUCUCAACAUCAUCUUGCCACAUUGUGAACCUGUGAUUCAGACUUCUUCCAUUUUCUCAGAGAAUUAAAACAAACAAGUACUCUUGUAAUAUAAACUUUCCUGUCUUUUCUUUGCCAAGCAGUAGUAUCGCAAUGUGAAAUACAAAGGAACCCAGUGGGCGGGACCUAAACACUGGCUUACUACUUGAGUUUCUUUUAUGUGACUUUUUUUCCAAAUGCCAGUAACUUUUGGUUGGAAAACCAGAUUCUACAAAACUAAGCAUUUCAGUACAUUCUUCAAUUUUCAAAAUACUUGUAGUACUUAAUUAGAAAAAUGAGAAAAUUGUCACUCAAAACUAGGAAGCAACAUUAGAUACGUUAGUAAUUUUCUUCAGUAGCAAUUUGGUAAAUCUGAGAUAACUUACUAAUUUGAAUACUGUCCCUCUUAGCUGGUAGAAAUUAGGUACCAAAGUAUUGGUAUGUACCUACAGAAGACAAAUUACGUGUUCACUAAAUAUAGAUAUAGAACUGUCUAUACCACUUUAUUAAGAUGCUAGGAAAAAAUGUGAAAUUGAGUAUUGAUUAAGCAUCACAGUUCAAAUGUUGGGCUUAUUUUUGAGUUUACCUAAACUCUGAGUAAAUGAUUACAUAUUGCAUGUGACUAAGAAAGUAAAAGUAUAAAGAUACUAUAUAAAAAAGGAAUGUACUAUCUAUACAGUCAAGGUAUUCAAACAUUAUAUGGCUUUUUGUAUUGGUAUUCAUUUGUGUUCUUUUACUGUUUAUCCAUUUUGUCAAACUUCCAGUCUUUCGCCUAGAAAGAGAGCACAUUUUAAAAGACUAUUAUGACACCUAUAAAAUUGGGUUAAGUCUUGGAAAUCUAUAUGAAUUUGCUUCUGUCCUUUUUCUUGUAGGUCUUAUGAUUUAACAUACUUGUCAAACAUUCAGUGCUAUAUAUAACAUCAUGCAAAAACUCUUAGCAGAACUGAUUCCUUAGCAAUUUAUGGAAUAUCUUCUAUGUAUCAGACACUACAUCGUGAUGCCAAGACUCAGCCACAUGAGCAACCAAGACAAAAAGGUUCCCGUCUUCAUGGACUAUGUGAGACCAAGUAGGGUAGACAGGAAACAAUUACCCCUUCUAAUUAAAAUAAUGUUUUUCCUCAGCUUCUUGAGGCAAGAUCUCAUGGAGGCCAGUCUGAUUUUAAAAUGUCUGUAGCUGAGGCCAGGUCUGAAUUUCUGAUUCUCUUGCUCCUACCUCUCAAAUGCUGUUAUGAUAAAUAUGCACAUGGGUAAGCCCACUUAAUAUCUUCCCCACUUUCUUCCUUUUUUUUUUUUUUUUAAUUUUGGGUUUUUGUUUUUUUUUUUUUUCUUUUUUUUCGGGGCUGGGGACCGAACCCAGGGCCUUGCGCUUCCUAGGCAAGCGCUCUACCACUGAGCUAAAUCCCCAACCCCCUAAAUUUUGGGUUUUGAGAUGGGGUCUCCCUCUAGCCUAAGCUAGUCUAGAACUUACUACAUAGCCCAGGAUGGCCUCCAGACUCCACCCAUCCCACUACAUGCUAGGUCUACAGGUAAGGUAAGUAUAUGAAGUCAUAGUUGCCAAGACAGCCUAUUGUGCACAGCAACUAGUGAGACUGGGAUAGCCUGGGAAGGCUUUGAAGAGAAAAUGUCAGUUAAACUGGUUCCAGUGAGGCAGGUGGAUAGGCUGGGGACUUGGAAAAGUGAUGCCGAUAUCGUGGUGUUGUGAGCAGGUGAGAGGGGAGGAGGCAUGAGGAGAGCUGGGUCAGGCUCUCACGAGCUGCUCUUGCCUCGUGCUUCUCACCUUGCUUCUUGUCCCUGAUGCACUGGCUGGCUGCCCUAACACUUUGCCAGGAAGCUUUUGCUGACUUUCGAGCCCACAAAACAUCACCCUCUUGCACAUCUGAUAGCUUUGUAGUCUCUUCUGUUUCACCUCACAGCUCACUGUGUAUAAUUAUAUGCAUAUGUAUGUAUGUAAAGGAGUCGCUUCCUUCAGUGUUCCUUGGUCAUAGGUGUACCUCUCAGUCCUAGCCCAGCCUCUAACACAGAAUAGUCCAAGUUGCUAAUUAAGUCAAGUCGAAGAAAACAAAUUUACUCAUUUACUGUAAAAUAAUUACUGAUUUUUAUACAGUAACCCAGACAUGUAAGAUCUUGAGGACUCUUUUUUAACAUAUCAACUCUGUGGCAUGGAUGAAACUAGUCUUGCUUCAUUACCUAAUAGCCAAUUAACAUGUCCCCUGUGAGUCUCUCCCUGGUUGUCCUUCCUUCCCUGUCAUUUCCAUGUGGCUGUGUAACAAGGUUUACUUCAUUCCAGGAGGACAACACAUAAUCCCCUGUGUCUCAGGGUUGAACAGCUCCGAUGGAGUACCCGCUGGUAAGAAAUUCCCAACAGAUACAUGCUUUGUGCUUUAGCACAGUACAGUUUGUUCUGACGUUUAGCUCCCGAGGCAGGGCCUUCUGUGUAGUUCCAGGCUGGCCUUAAAUUCAAAAUAAUCCUCUUGAGCUUGGGGACUCCCAAGUAUAUACCCUCUGCUCUGUCCUUUAGCCUUUUUUCUCUUCAAAUUUUAAUAAUAUUUUCGAUGAUGACAAGCAUCUUACCCACAGAGAACCACUAUGCAUCUUUUAAAACAAUUAAGGACAAUAUUUGUAAUUUUGAUAUUUGUAGUUGACAGAAUUAUGAAGCUAUGCUCAUUUUGUACUUUGUGUCUUGCAAAAUUCAUUUUGAAAAGCUUUGUUGUGAAGCUUAAGGACCUUUAUGUAUAUAAUAAAUGAAUGUAUGUAUAUAUAACACACACACACACACACACACACACACACAUACACACACACACACACACACACACGAAUAUGUCUAGAAGAGUGGCCCUGGAGCUUGCGUGCUGGUGGUGGAUGGGGGUGGAGUCUGUGGUCUUGGCUGCCGCAUGGGGCAAUGUUGAUGUCCUAGGGUUGGGGAGAACUGGGUCCCCCUCACAGGCUGCCCACCCCAGGUGUGGGGAAGCUGGCAGGCUGACCAAUUCAUCUCCCACCCAGGCCCAGAUCCAGAUCUACUCCAUCUGUGCACUGCUGGAGCAUGUAGAGGGGCCAGUCCUGCAGAUCCGAAGCUGCAGGAUCUCUGUGACACAGGGCUACAACAGGAUGUCCCAGAGGAGUCCCAGUGAGGAUCCUGUAUUGCUAGUGUAGCAGAAGCCAGAGGCCUCGUACCAGACCAAUAGCUCAUUGCGAUGGACACUUUCAAGUAAAUCUGUUUGGGCAAAAAGGGGACACCGUGGGACACACUGCAGCUUCUACUGCAAGAUUGUUUUUUUUAUCAUUUUUUAAAUUUUCUUUUGAUUUUUUAUAUUUUGUUUUCCUUUGAGGGGGGAGGUUGUAAGGGCAGAUAUGGAGGGGCAAGGAAAUGAGUGGGCAUGAGGUACAUGAUGUGACAUUCACAAAAAAUCAUUUAAAAAAAUUAAAAAUCACUGCCUAGAUCUUUGGGAAUGUAAAUGAACACGAUAAACUUGUAGUCAGAUGACUCGAGAACUAGAGUAGUGGUUCCCAACCUUCCUGAUGCUUUAACCCUUUAGUACAGUUCCUCACAUCGUGGUGACCUCCAACCACAAAAUUAUGUCUAUUGUUACUUCAUAAUUAAUUUUGUUACUGCCAUCAAUCAUAAUGUAAAUAUUUUGUAUUUUCCAAUGCUACCCACAGGCUGAGGACCACUGAACUAGAGGAAGACACAAAUUACCAAUCAGGAUGGGAAGAGGCGGCACGCUGUGCAUGGUGGGUAUUAUCACUGAUCUCGGCUUCAGUAGCCAUUUCAGGUUGUGUAUGAUGUCAGAGCUUAUCUGGUUGUAUACUAUAAAUAUAUGCAAUUUAUUGUGUAUCAGCCACUUUCUUAGAACUGUUUAAGGAUCAGUUACUCAGUGGAGAACCAUGCUUUGGUUGAGUAGUGACAGUCACAAAAUUACAAUUACAAUGUAACAAUGAAAAUAAUUUUAAGGUUGCAGGUAUUAAAGGCUUGCAGCAUUAGGAGAGCUGAUACAAUCUUACUUUGAAAAGGUCCAGAGCUGCAUAGGGAUUACGCUCACCAGCAGUGGUGUCUACAUCUGAGAUAAAUCUCCAUGUCUACCACAGAGACUUGCCUGAAUUUUUUUUGACUAUUUUCUUCAUGAUCUGUGGUAGUUUUGACUUGAUUGGCGCUGUUUAUAUCUCGUUUCUUUGGUAGUUGUCCCUCGUUUUUCUGCCACGGUUCCCUUUCCACUUGAACAUUAUCUCCGGCCCCAGUCCUCUCUCUCACACUAGAGGCUCACCCUGUGAGUCAGUGAAAGUGAAGAACUACAGUAUACUUUAGGCAGGCUUUUGGUGGCGGAGGUUCCAGUCAGCCUUAACGCAAGCACCGUUUGGAGCUAGCUACAGCACUCAGUCAGAAGCCAUUCCCCAGGAGCUGGGGAAGUAGCUGGGUAAGGUAAAGUGCUUUGCUGUGCAAACGUCUGGAACCACCAGGUUCACUAGGCCCCUCCGUGCAGCCGUAAUCAACAAGAGCUGAGACGCCCACAGACAAAAGGAAGCUGAGCUGCAAGGAAGACCCUGAGACCAGGCCUCAUGCCUGAAAGUUCAGACCAACUGAGUCAUCUGAAGGGCUGCCCCCACCUGCUGAGCUGCCUGCAGUCUGUGCACUGUGCUCCAGGUCCCCAGCUUUGUGAGCUGUCACCCAUGCUGAGGUGGGCCUUGGUGAUGAUACAGAUGUCUCUGGGUCAUUCCUGCUCCUUUAACCCUUCACCCCUACUCCUGUAACUCCAUUAAAACUCAUUGGUUCACCAAGUUGGAUUUUGGUGGUGUCUGUACUUUGGUCAGUUGUAGGAUUUCUACCCGAGGUGAAGAAAUGUGUGUGUUGUCUCCUCAGGAAAAAUGUUGCCACCCAGUGGUCCCAGAUACAUCAGACCAUGAUAUUGUCCUGUAUUUACAGCCACUUUUUUUUUUUUUAUAAUAAACUUUGCACCUGGAAGACUUAAGUUAUCAUAGGAAGAACACCCAGUACUCACGAAAGCAGUGUGUAACUUUCACUGCGUCUAGUCUAAGACCAAGGGCCGGGGCUGCUUUUCAAUCUUACUGGUACUCAGUGCAGAUAAGGUGCCUUGCUGUGACAAUAAUGGUAGUUCACAGUGAGUACAGUUGAAUAAUCCACAGCAAAAAUUAUUUAAGGACUUUUUUUUUUUUUUUUUGGUUCUUUUUUUUCGGAGCGCUUCCUAGGUAAGCGCUCUACCACUGAGCUAAAUCCCCAGCCCUAUUUAAGGACUUUUGAAUGGAGGCAGGAGUGUGGAGACUUUCAGGCCACCCACCAUGAGCUACAUGGACACUGUUGAAAAUGAAAAGGGGCCUGGAAGAGAUAGCUCAGUGGUUCAGUGCAUUCGUUACUCUUGUAGAGGACAAGGAUUUACCAGUGUCCGCAUGGUGGUUCAUGGUUGUCAGUAACUCCAGUUCUAGAGGGUCAGACACCCUCCUGACCUCUGCAGGCAUUGAGCAUGUCCAUGGCACACAUAUGUACAGGCAAACACCCGUACAUGUAAGUUAAAAACAGAAACAAAUUUAAACUGGGUACUAUGUCACACACCUUUUAGCACCUUAUGGCACCAGAGGAGGCAGAGGCUAAGCCAGCCUGGUCUACAGAGUGAGUUCCAGGACAGCCACUGCUAGAGAGAAACCCUGUCUCUGAAAACCAACAAAAUUUAGCUUUUUACUGUCUUUAUCCGGGUUAUGAUCCUGACAAAGUCUGUCUAUUCUUUUGUUAUGUUUGCCGAAUAAAGCAACCAUAAAGGGAAAAAUGCACCAGCAAAAAUGACAACUUUGCUUUUCUCUUGUAUUAUUACUCCUUCAGAAUCUUUUCCCUCUCCUGAGUUAUGGUGGGUGGGGAACUUGGAUUUCCUGUGCUCCGGGACCCAGAAGAACAGGCGGGCUAGCUCAGCUAAUGUGGGCCAAGGGAAACCCAGGCGACCCAAGGACGCCGCAUGCUCCGGCCACAGGAAUGAUCUUGUUUGGCUGGAGAAGGUUCAGAAUUCUGGCUCCUGAGGUCCUGGGUUCGGAACUCCGGGUUUCUCACGCGUGGUCGGCCCGCGCCCAACGCUCGCUGGGCAGCCCGAUGCCCAGCGUCCGCCUUAGCGUCGGGCUCCUGGCGGCCUUGGCAGCGGGCGGCGCCGUCGCCCUGCUCUGCUACUGCGUCUACCUGGACCGGAGGCGGCACCGAGACCCCGCAUUCCGCCGCUGUCUGCGGGACC